Messenger RNA from Alnus glutinosa, 1036 nucleotides. RefSeq lists its product as uncharacterized. The record is from RefSeq and is a predicted model, not a curated record. The coding region runs from base 170 to 715 and encodes 181 amino acids. The transcript has a single exon. NCBI's taxonomy places the organism in Eukaryota, Viridiplantae, Streptophyta, Magnoliopsida, Fagales, Betulaceae.
UUCUCUCCAUUUUCGCUUAUAUUCCAUCCCAUUCGGCACCACCUUCGAUCUCCAUUCAUACUGAAUACUAUCCCUUUUACCCAAACAAGAUUCUGUCCUCAGUUUCCUUUCUAGCUACCAAAACUAUCCAGUUUCUCCUCCCAGGUACCAAGAACCGAUCACGAAGGAAAUGUUAGUCAAUACCACCCUUCUCCCUCCAAAACCCUCACUUGGGUCCAAAAUAUCUCACGCAGGUUACAACAACCAGCAGGAAAUACUACCAAGACGGUGUUCCACCGGCCCCAUUCGUUGUUUCAGAACCAAACGUAAGACCAUCUCAGCGUCCGCCGCCACUGCAACCGAAAGUGGGGACGGUUCAGUGAGGACAAUGAAACCAUCAUCGUCAUUAUUCUCCUUCUCAUUGAGCACUGGUAGUGGCACCAGUACAUUUUACCAAUUACUCCGAGUAAAGGAAACCGCCUCCCAAACGGAGAUCAAAGCGGCAUACCGUAAUUUAGCAAAGCAGUACCACCCAGACGCCGCCAGUUCCUCCUCCAAUCUCAAUGCUCGGGAUUUCAUAGAGAUUCACAAAGCCUAUGCAACACUAUCUGAUCCAGUGGCCAGGGCUCGCUAUGAUUCGUCGAUUGGGGCCGGCACUGCUUCUGCACGUCCAUAUGGGUACACGGCAGGAUUCUACCGUCCCUCGAGGAGGUGGGAAACUGAUCAGUGCUGGUAGAAGUGCAACUGCGUUUGGCUUUCUCUUUUAGUUUGCCUAUGAAAAAAUUGCAAAAGAACAAUGUGGCUUUCUCGUUUUCUACAUUGCACCUUGUCAUUUCUUGUACUGGCUCCACAUCCACUCAACGAGACAUCAUUUUCUAUUGAAAAUGAAAGGGCUAAAAUAGAAUUUCAUGGAGGUAUAAGGUUAAAGCAAAAGGUAACAAGAUACAAGGGGAAUGAAGAAAUGCAGUUCUUCAUGUCAUAUUCUUCAAAGUUCAAAGUGCGAAAAAGAGGUGCAAGUAUUUAUAAAAAUAUCUAUUUCACACGGAUCAUUAAUUUA